GAUGCGCCCCCAGAGAGGCGGCCGCCCCUCCGCGUCCCCCCCCCAGACGGUGAAGCAGCUCCUGAAGGUGCUGAGGCAGCAACAGGGGGGAGGGGGGAGACCCCCGGGUUCGGCCGUGCCCCCCCUGCACCCCCCGGCUGGUGGCCCCAUCCCGUCGCCGUCCCCCGCCGUCCCCUGGCCCGGCCCCCCCCCAGUGACCCCCAACCCUUGUGGGGUCCCCUCUGUGCCCCAUGGUGCUCCGGGGGGGGCCUACGGGGGAGGAGCCCCCAACUUGGGGGGCUGCCAGGCCGCAGCCCCCUUCGCUCCCCCAGGCCCCGCCUGGCCCCAGCCAUUGGCUGCGGGGGGGGAUCUGGGGAGCACCCUGGGGGGGCUGACCCCUGACCCUGAACCUGACCCCGAGCCUGACGCCGGGGAGCUGGCAGCUGCCCGUGCCGCCGUCUGUGCCAUGGACCCCCGGGACCUCCUGCGGCAGGACGAGGAGGGUGACACGCUCCUACACGUCUUGUGCGCGCGGGGGUUGAGGGGUGCGGCACGAGCGGCCGCCGAGGCCUUCAAGGCGUUGGGUCAACUGGAGCUGCGCGAGCACCGCGGGAAGACCCCGCUGCUGGUGGCGGCGGCCGCGGCGGCGUCGGGGGUGGUGGGGGACCUGUUGGCGCUGGGGGCCGACCCCGACGCCGCCGACCACCGGGGCCGAACCGCGCUGCACCUGGCGGCCACCUACGGGCUCCCCAAAGUCCUCCAGGCUGUGAUGUCAUCGGGGGUCCCCGUGAACGUGGAGGCCAGAAACUUCGAAGGCCAGACCCCCCUGCACUGUGCCGUCCUAUCCCAUAAUGCCUCACUGCGAAUGGGGGGGAACCCUGGGGGGGUUUCGGGGGGGGGUCCCCCCAAUCCGACCCCCCAAGAACGGCUCCUCUGCGUCGAGCUGCUGCUGCGUAUGGGGGCCGACUGCGGGAGCCAGGACAUGAAGAGCAGCCAGACCGUGCUGCACUUGGCCGUGAGGGGGGGGAACUUGGCCUUGACCAACCUUCUGCUGCGCCAACCUGGGGUGGCCCCUCGCCUCGUCAACAUGAAGGCCCAUGGGAACACCCCCCUACACAUGGCGGCGGCGCUACCGGGGGGUCCGAGUCAGGAACCCCUCAUCCGGCUUCUUCUGGCCUGGGGGGCCGACCCCAGCGCCCGCAACCUGGAACACGACCUGCCCCACGGCCUGCUGCCCCCCGGACCCCCGGGAGACCAGCUCCGCCUCCUCCUGAAGAGCCGCCGUGGUGCCCGCCGCCCCUCCCCCACCUCCUAGGGGCAGAAGUGAUGUCGGGGGGGGGUGUGUACCCCAAAACACACCCACCCCCCCCAAAUUAAUUUUUCUUGAUUUCCAUGAAAUCGCUCAUUUCGAGGGGGGGGGUGAAAGGGGGCGGAGCCUCAGAAAUUACUCAUUUCCGGCUCCUCCCCCCCCACUUCCCCCCCCCCAUUUCCGGGAAAUGAAUCUCUGAACCAUAUUGGUUUUGGGGGGGGAGGGGCAAAAUGGAAAAAAACAAUAGGGGGGCCCCCCCCUUCCCCCCCUUUUAGGGGUGCUGAGCCCUUUAAGAGGGGCCCCCUACCCCGGGGGGGGCGGGGCUGCUGUGUAGCUCCGCCCCUCCCCAAUACACCCCUCCCCCCCCCAGGCCUCAUUAACGAGGGCUGUUAAUUAGGGGGAUGGAUUAAAGGGGCGUGUCCGUCCGCCCACCCCUCCCCCCCCCAAAUUGGGGGGUUGGGGGGGGUGGCUCAAACAGAGACCCCCAAAUUGGGGGAGGGAUGAACCUCAAAAUGAGGAUUUCACCCCAAAAUGGGGUGGGUGAGCCGAAACUGGGAGGAAACUGGU
Messenger RNA from Grus americana (Whooping crane), 1855 nucleotides. It is a transcript of the gene NFKBID, whose product is annotated as NFKB inhibitor delta. Gene Ontology annotation, cellular component: nucleus. Gene Ontology annotation, biological process: regulation of gene expression. Gene Ontology annotation, molecular function: protein binding. The record is from RefSeq and is a predicted model, not a curated record. Lineage: Eukaryota; Metazoa; Chordata; Aves; Gruiformes; Gruidae. The transcript has 12 exons. Bases 2 to 1294 code for a protein of 430 amino acids.